Messenger RNA from Lagenorhynchus albirostris (white-beaked dolphin), 995 nucleotides. It is a transcript of the gene FBXO48, whose product is annotated as F-box protein 48. Gene Ontology annotation, molecular function: protein binding. The record is from RefSeq and is a predicted model, not a curated record. The transcript is spliced from 4 exons. Gene Ontology annotation, biological process: SCF-dependent proteasomal ubiquitin-dependent protein catabolic process. The coding region runs from base 378 to 845 and encodes 155 amino acids. Gene Ontology annotation, cellular component: SCF ubiquitin ligase complex. NCBI's taxonomy places the organism in Eukaryota, Metazoa, Chordata, Mammalia, Artiodactyla, Delphinidae.
UACUUGUCAGUGCCCCGUUGGUUUGGACUCCGGCAAAUGCAGUCUGGGCGGGACACAACAGGAGGGUGGCUCAGAAAGGACGUGGGGUCGUUCCUUCCGACCUGCGGGGUCCGCAGGGGGUGAGGGCUCCCCGAGAGCCGGGCGUCUGCGCUGCCUUCCGAUCCCUCCCUCCGUGUGACACCCGAAAGGGGGGCGAUCUGUCACCUAACUAGAGAGACUCUCAAGAGGAAGUCCUCUGCUGAACUCAGACAUUAAAAUCCUAACCACCAGAGCUAAUUUGGAUCAUAAACCACCAAAUGAAUGGGAGUGUCUGUGGUCUUGGCAAGUAUAGAAACAUAUAGCUUACUUAUGAGGAUAAUUCACUAAAACAUCAAGCUAUGAAGAAAAACUCCAAGAGGAACCACAGUUCAAGGGUUUCUGACCUAGAAUUGAGCUCUGCGGAUGCUGAGAAGGAAAUAAAAGAGCGUCAGAAUAACUUUGUUGAACUGCUGCCUCCAGAAGUUACUUUUAAAAUUUUCAGUCAGCUGGACAUCUGGAGUUUGUGCAGGGCUUCAGUGACGUGCAGGAGCUGGAAUCACACAAUAAGACACAGCGAUGCCUUGUGGAAACCUCAUUGCCUGACUGUGAGAGCUGUAUGCCAAAGAGAGAUAGAUGAUGAUCUAGAGAGUGGUUAUCCCUGGAGGGUAAUACUACUGAGGAAUUACCAGAAGAGUAAAGUGAAACAUGAAUGGCUAAGUGGCAGAUAUAGCAACAUAUGUUCUCCUAUCAGCCUACCAGAAAAAAUCAUGUACCCAAUGGAUGCAGACACAUGGGGGGAAAUUCUAGAAGCAGAACUGGAAAGAUAAGCAGAAAAAUCACAUACAGAUCUCCUAACUUUGAGAGUUUAAAACUAAAGUGACUCUUAGUUUAUAAAAGGUAUAUCUUUAGCCGUCCAUUUUUUUGUUUGCCUUUUUACUAUUUAACAUUUAAAAGAAAACUAAGUAGAACAUAUUAUA